This is a messenger RNA of Cavenderia fasciculata, 1014 nucleotides long. RefSeq lists its product as uncharacterized. The coding region runs from base 1 to 1014 and encodes 337 amino acids. NCBI's taxonomy places the organism in Eukaryota, Evosea, Eumycetozoa, Acytosteliales, Cavenderiaceae. The transcript has a single exon. The record is from RefSeq and is a predicted model, not a curated record.
AUGAUGUUGAUUCAUACCACUCCAUCCAACACCCAAUACCUUCCCACCAUCUCUAUCAAGUGGACCGACACCAACAAUAAGCCAAAAGUAUCCAAGAUCGAGCCCUAUUUCAACAGAAAAAAGGAUGACCCAACCAACUCUUGGUAUCCACCCUAUGUCAUGGACUUGGACUAUAAGGUUCCUACUUCUUUACCUACUUCCAGUGAUACAUGUUGGCAAGAUCCAAUUGGAUUUUCUCAUCCAAAAAUCGCAGAUAUCACUAAUAGAUAUUGUCAUUACAGUCGUAAAGCAAUCUUAUCACCGCUUCGCUUUGACUUUGUAUUGGAUGCUGACUUUUUAACGAGUACUACCACACCUGUCAUCACGGUCACUGGUGUUCCAUCGACCACAGACCCAAUGUUUUCGAUUGUCAGAUUCGAGUCGUCAGAAGGUAUCACAUUUGACAAGACCGGAUUCAAACCAAUGACAACCACCUAUGUAUCCACUACAGUAGCCCAAACCUAUGGAUCGGUUCUUGUUGCCCCAUUGAUCACAUAUUUGAACAACUCUCCAGCGAGCCAGAAUUCUUUCUCUUCCUUCCUAAAGGUAUUUUACAACACCCAAGAUCUUUCUCAAAUUAAAGACAAGGUACAAAUCUACUAUACCAAUCCAUCGGGUACCGAAACCUUAUUGGGUGAGCACCAAUUCACUUGGAAUAAUGAUGAACACAAAUUCACAUUCAACCUUUUCUCUCACCCCUACGUUACCGGUACACCAACCUAUCGUUACAAACUCAAUAACCAAAUCGGAAGCACUUGCCGAGUCGACUGGGCACUCUCCAUGCAGCCUCAGCCCACUGUUUCAACUUGGAAGAGAAGGGCACUUUACCACCACACUCUAAUGAAUAGUUAUCAAUACCUCACUUCACAAUCAACUGCCUACCUGAGCAUGAAUAUGAUAUCUAUGGACCCAUCAAGGUUCCCAUAUUUAUACACUAGAAAUUAUGUCAUGGAAAAAGAGGCAAUGAACAAUUAA